AUGCCUAGACCAGCUUCGAUCAUCGAAUUUCCCGAUCGUAGUUAUCGGCCGGAUCGCCAAAACGGCCGGCACACGCCUGAAUCCGACUCUUCGCCUGUGUAUCGCCGUCGCAGCCCUUCCUACAACAGGUACGACGAGCGCCAUAGGGAGACGGAUCGAGGACGCAGCCGCCGCUCGAUAUCUCCCGCUCAUCGAAGCCCUAGGAGAAGCCCUAGUCCCAGAAGAAGGAGAAGCCCGAGCCCUUGGGCUAAAGAAAACCUAGAUUCUCUCCCGAAGAAGUUUGGCCGCAGCGAUGGUGGUGGCUACCGGAACGGAAGGGAUGUGGAAUCUGAGUCCGACGAGGAAUUGAAGGAUUUGACCUUUGAGGAGAAGAGGAGGCUAAAGAGGCAGAAGCUUAGGAAGUCGCUGAGUUACUGUAUUUGGGAGGUUACCCCGAGCCCGCCGAGGGACGAGAACGAGACGGAUGAGGAAGAGAUGGAACGGAGGGGAGAUGGUAGCUCGGACAAGCGCGGCAUGGAGGAAAGCAAGAACGAUUCCAGUGGGAAAGAGAAAUUGGGAGAUGGGAAAGGCAAAUCGGAGACUGAGUCGGGGGAUUCUGGAAGUAGCGCGUCUGAAUCCGACUCUGACAAUGAAUCGGAAGAUUUAAAGUCGAGGAAGAAGAAACGCAGUUCGAGUUCUAAGCGUAGGAGAACUAAGUCACCUAUGGAUAGCGACAGUGAAUCCGACGAGGAUGUGGGUGAGAGUGCAAGCGAUUCUGAAGAUGAUAGCGAGAGUAAUGAUUCCGAUGAGAGCAAUGAGAAGUCCAAGUCGAAGAAGCGGAAACGCAGAUCACGUCCCGGUGCUAAACUCUCCAAGAAGAGGAGAACAUCGGAAUCCGAGGCUGAAAUUGCGGAUUCUGAUGUGAAUUUGGAUUCUGAAAUUGAUACGAAGAGCAAACCAAUAGUUGCAGAUGAAGAUGCUAUAACAGCUGAAUUGAAUGCUGAAGCUCUGAUGUUCAAAGAACUGAUCGAGGCCCAAAAGAAACCUGCUUUGGAUGGUGAACCUGCAGUUGGCCCAAUGCCUUUGCCUAGAGCUGAGGGGCACAUUAGCUAUGGUGGUGCUUUGAGACCUGGUGAAGGUGAUGCCAUUGCGCAGUAUGUGCAGCAAGGGAAGCGUAUCCCAAGAAGAGGUGAGGUGGGUCUCUCUGCUGAUGAGAUUCAAAAGUUUGAGGGUCUAGGGUAUGUGAUGAGUGGUAGCAGGCAUCAGAGGAUGAAUGCAAUUCGUAUUAGGAAAGAAAACCAGGUUUACAGUGCUGAAGACAAGCGUGCUUUGGCUAUGUUUAACUAUGAAGAGAAAGCGAAACGUGAGCACAAGGUUAUGGCUGAUUUGCAGCGUUUGGUCCAGCGCCAUAUUGGACAGGAUGUCGGUCCGACCCACGAUCCAUUUGGUGCAAAAGGAUCUGAUGAAGAUGCUUGA
Messenger RNA from Linum tenue, 1455 nucleotides. The record is from the annotation of a GenBank genome assembly. Lineage: Eukaryota; Viridiplantae; Streptophyta; Magnoliopsida; Malpighiales; Linaceae.